AUGCAUCCUCAAUUGACCAUCCUCUUGGGCUCGCUCCACCUCGUCCUCGCACAAGAUGGACCAACCAUCAACACCCCUAUGUCGGUUGUCCAAUGUCUGCCCACGCAGUUGACCUUCGGCGGCGGUGUUCCUCCGUACACGCUCUCAGCCCUCCCUGCUGGUCAACCCGGCGCAACCCCUCUUGCCGAAUUGGGCUCCCAAUCCGGUACGAGCUUCACCUGGGUCACUAACUUGCCCGGCGGUACCGCGACUACCCUCCAGAUUCGUGAUUCCAAGGGAGUCAUCAACUACACCCAGGCUAUCACCGUCCAGGCCAGCAGUGACAGCAAAUGCUUGAACGGUGGUGGUGGCGGUGCUGGUGCUGGUGCUGGUGGAACCCCAUCCCCCAACCCCUCAGGCCCACCCAACUCAACCGGCAGUGGUACUCCGGGUGGAUCGACUUCGACCACCCCUGCGAACCCCCCGCCCAAGGGCGGCAACACCCCGGGAGGUGCCCAGCCCAACGCCACUACGCCAGCCACCACGCCCAACACGACCUCUGCCGCCGCUGGCUCGACUAACACCACCAAGGGCCCUUCCCCCUUCGUCCCCCCCUCCACCACCCCCUCCUCCACCACCCCGGUCCCCACCACCCCGAACAACGCUGCUAGCAACGCCCCUGCUAAUGCUGCGUCCUCCGUCUCUGGCUUCAGCCAACAGUCUUGCCUGGCUGGCCUUGCCAUUGCCGCCGCGGUCUCCGCCGUCUUUGCCUAA
Molecule: messenger RNA, 753 nt
Organism: Puccinia triticina
Lineage: Eukaryota; Fungi; Basidiomycota; Pucciniomycetes; Pucciniales; Pucciniaceae
Exons: 5
Coding region: 1-753 (250 amino acids)
Source: RefSeq, a predicted model, not a curated record